GACGACCACGCGACGACCACAGGGAAUUCCACUACGGCCCUACCGACUCCCCGGCCCCGCCUAACGAACUCAGUCAGAGAGUCACUGGUUUCUGCUCAUUACACAGUACUCUCUGUGUCAGUCUCCAAUUAAAGGUGUUCAUGUGUGUUGGUGUCUCUCAUCUCAAUGAUCUUAUCACUCAGCUCGAUGAGCUCAUUGCAAUCCUCUGCGUUUCUUUCGUCAUUUCUGUUGUAACGAAGAUAAUGUUCUUCCUAUCUGUUAAAGAUUCAAGAAUUCUCUACUCACUGAUCUUUCAGUGAAGUUCCUCCUCUCGAUCUCGAGUGGAGUCUGGAUUAGAAGAGUUCUGAGCUUUGACACCAGUGCUGUCUGUCUUCCUCCCUAUGGCGGCUGAGAAUAUACUGAAAUCCAGAGAGGUCUCGACAAUGAUAAAGCAGGGUUUCAUCCCAAACCCAUCUCUCUGUUUUUCUCCUUCAAGGAUGGUUUCUAGGGUUUCUCCUUCCUCUUCUCCCUCCAACCCUUCUCCUCCUCCUGCUUUCUCUGAUAAGCUUAGAUCCAGCCCUUCCUCCCUAUUCGAUAUGAUGUCCGAUUCCAGGCGUGUCGUUGACAAGCAUCAAGAGCUCCAGAAGAGGGUUUCCAGGAUCUUGGCUGAAGCUCCAUUUCACAACCUCAAUGGUGGGAAUGUAGGUGAUGUGAAGCUUACCAUCAGCUCCAAAGACGGCUUUAGGGUUUCUAUGAACGUGCAUAGCCGGGUGCUCGCCGGUCGGAGCCGUUUCUUUGCGGAGAAGCUUGGGCAAGAUGGGGACGUUUCUCAUUCUGUGGAGAUCUGCGAUUGCGACGAUGUGGAGAUUUAUGUGGAGACUGUGGUCAUGAUGUAUUGUGACGAUUUGAAGAAGAGAUUGACGAAUGAGGAGGUUCGUAAGGUGUUGGGUUUGCUCAAGGUUUCCGCAGCUAUUAAUUUUGAUGCUGGGAUAGUUUCUUGUCUGGAAUAUUUGGAAGCAGCCCCAUGGUCCGAGGAUGAAGAGGAGAAAGUUAUAUCUCACCUCACUCAACUCCAGCUUCAUGAUUCAGUCACAGAAGUUCUGCAAAGAAUUUCAGUAGAGCCUUCUAGUUCAGCUGGAUCUGAUGAGAUCUUCAUGCGACUCCUCAGCAGUGUUCUACAAGCCAAGGAUGAUAAAGCCCGACGAGAAAUGAAGACUCUGGUAUCUGGUCUGCUCAGAGAGGACACCAUUGCUCACAGCAAGCGUAACAGGGUUGAUGUAUCUCGAGAAACCCUCUACCAUCUGUGCCACGGAUGCCUUAGUUCUCUUGUACUUUGUUUAUCUGAAGCUGCAAGCUUGGAUGAGAGCAGGCGGGAUCGAGGAGUGCUAAUGGGUGAGAUUGCUCGAGAAGCUGACAAUAUGCAAUGGAUUACUGGUAUUCUGAUUGAAAAGAAGAUAGCCAACGAGUUUGUGACAUUGUGGGCAGAUCAGAAAGAGCUUGCUAUCCUUCAUUCGAAGAUCCCCUCAAUGUAUCGGUAUGAAAUUAGCAGGAUCACCGCUCAGCUGUGUAUUGCAGUUGGGAGAGGGCAAAUCUUGUUGCCAAAAGAUGCUAGAUAUUCUUUGCUAUCAACAUGGUUGGAAGCUCUAUAUGAAGACUUUGGAUGGAUGAGGAGAGCUUGUAGAUCAGUUGAUAAGAAAUUGGUGGAGGAUGGAUUGAGUCAGAUGAUUCUUACAUUGCCACUAUCACAGCAGCAGGCUAUAUUAUUGAAUUGGUUUGACCGAUUCUUGAACAAAGGAGAUGAUUGCCCCAAUAUCCAGAGAGCAUUUGAGGUCUGGUGGAGAAGAGCUUUCAUCAGGCAAUAUGUGACCGAUCAGGAUCACUCGAAUUUACAGAUUGCCGUCUGUGAUGAUCCUACCUAAAGAUGGCAUGUAUUUUCAGGAGGACGAAGAAGAUUUUGACUGUGAGCUCCACCCUUCAGGUGGCGUUUCUAAUCCCAGUGCUCUUUAUUUGAGCUUCUGUGCCAUUUCUCAGUCCGAAGAGUCAAUGUAAAACUUGUUGCAAGGCAUGAGAUCAAUCUUAAAGAGGCUUUUGAAGUACUGAAUCAAGAUAAUCGAUCUCUCUGCCAUGCGCUGAGUAGCUGCUAUGAGCAUCCCAUGCAGCUUCUGAUGACACCAGAUCUGUGGUUAGGAACUAAAGACUAAUGAUGGAUAUGACUUCCCACCAUUCGGAUUGAAGUUUCUGAUGACAACAGAUCUUUGCAACACCCUUGUGCCUGACUUGGUCUCCGAUUAAAACAUUGAACUGGAGACCAGUACUCCAGCCACUGCAAGGCUGUGAAGAAAUAUAUCAAUUCCAGCAACUCAAGAGAUGAGUGAUGAGGAUGAUGGCAAUGGCAAAUGGUUAUCCUCGCAGACUUGCUAACUGUUUUACUGUCUCGAGAAUAAUUAGUUCUGUGACAUCGGUGAUAGAACUCAAUGUAAAGUUUUACCAACUGACGUUGGCACAAUUUCCUUCAAUUCCAGGUACUUAACAAUUGGGCAGGUUUUCCUACCAAGAAAUAAAGCCACUUGUACAA
Molecule: messenger RNA, 2554 nt
Organism: Macadamia integrifolia
Lineage: Eukaryota; Viridiplantae; Streptophyta; Magnoliopsida; Proteales; Proteaceae
Product: BTB/POZ domain-containing protein At5g60050
Exons: 3
Coding region: 381-1898 (505 amino acids)
Source: RefSeq, a predicted model, not a curated record